AUGGUCGUUGAUAGCCACGCUGUCUUGCAGUCGCAAGCUCAUACCACGAGCACGGCUUCACCACUCAACCAUCAUGCGCUCUUUGACAACAGUGAAUCAAGUCAGAAUCUGCAAUCCCUUGCAAUGCCUCUGGACGAGGACACCAAGGAAAUCCGAGACAAAUACCGGCCAUUCAUUCUCGAUACCCCAUCCGCCAACGAUUGGGUAGAGAAUCUCGAGCUCGAUACGGCGCUGCAAAUGGCUCAGAACAAUCUCCGUCUCACGAAUCAAAGACUCAAAGUCCUCGUCCUCUAUGGCAGCUUGCGGUCCAGAUCAUACUCUCGCCUCGUUGCCCUGGAGGCGUCGCGGAUUCUCUUCCGACUGGGCUGUGACGUGCGAGUAUACGACCCGGAGGGUCUACCUAUGAAAAACGACAGAGACCACGGCCAUGCCAAGGUCCAAGAACUCCGGCAAUUGAGUCUUUGGAGUGACGGGCACCUGUGGGUGUCUCCCGAACAGCACGGUAACCUGACCGCCGUCUUCAAGAACCAAAUCGACUGGAUCCCCCUCACAACGGGCAGUGUCCGCCCAACCCAAGGCCGCACCCUGGCCAUCGCCCAAGUCUGCGGCGGAUCUCAGUCCUUCAACGCCGUGAAUUCCUUGCGCAUUCUCGGCCGGUGGAUGCGCAUGUUCACCAUCCCGAAUCAGUCGUCAAUUCCUCAGGCGUACACGCACUUCCCCGAUGAAGGCCAGCCAGAUGACCAGAGACUCAAACCAAGUGGGAAUCGAGACCGUCUGGCGGAUUGCAUGGAGGAAUUUGUCAAGUAUACGAUUCUGAUGCGGCCGCAUUUGGAGCUUUUCGGGGAUCGAUAUAGUGAGAGAAAUGAGCGGCGGGUCAAGGCGGAGAAAGAGAAGGCUAAGCUGGAGGCACAGGGGUGA
Molecule: messenger RNA, 918 nt
Organism: Penicillium diatomitis
Lineage: Eukaryota; Fungi; Ascomycota; Eurotiomycetes; Eurotiales; Aspergillaceae
Product: Arsenate resistance ArsH
Exons: 2
Coding region: 1-918 (305 amino acids)
Molecular function (GO): oxidoreductase activity
Source: RefSeq, a predicted model, not a curated record